This is a messenger RNA of Exophiala aquamarina CBS 119918, 1566 nucleotides long. RefSeq lists its product as uncharacterized. The transcript has a single exon. The record is from RefSeq and is a predicted model, not a curated record. Gene Ontology annotation, molecular function: transmembrane transporter activity. Lineage: Eukaryota; Fungi; Ascomycota; Eurotiomycetes; Chaetothyriales; Herpotrichiellaceae. Bases 1 to 1566 code for a protein of 521 amino acids. Gene Ontology annotation, biological process: transmembrane transport.
AUGGUGACAGAGAAAACAGCUGACCAGUUGCAACAACCAGCAUGGUCAAGCUCCCAGGUCCAAGAUGAUGACGAAGUGCUGGAACACGACCCCAAGACCGACAACCGUGCUACCUCGAAAUCAAUAAGGCAGAAGGUCACCGACGUUAUCUUCUAUGUACCGCCAUGGUGCCGGUAUGAUCCCUCACAGCCUCCGAGGUUUUCCAUCUGGUAUAAUGUGCUCUUCGCCUUCGCUGGUGCGUUCACGGUGGGAAAUCUGUACUACAACCAUCCCAUCCUGAACAUUCUCGCGGAAGACUUCAAUGUCCCUUACGUCAAGGUGUCGAGAAUCCCGACAUUGAUGCAAGCAGGCUAUGCGACCGGACUGCUAUUUGUCUGCCCACUCGGGGAUCUGUUGAAGCGGAGGCCUUUGACAUUAGGGCUGAUCGCCUUCACAGCGACGCUAUGGAUAGGUCUGUGCCUGACCCAUUCUUUUGAGGUGUUCUGUGUCAUCAGCUACAUCACAGCGAUCACGACCGUAAUCCCACAGGUAAUGCUCCCCCUCGUCACCGAACUGGCGCCACCAAACCGCCGCGCACUGGCGAUCUCCAUCACAACCUCGGGGAAUCUCCUCGGGCUAGUUUCUGCACGCCUCCUGUCUGGUGUUGUAACGAACUUCACCUCCUGGCGUAACGUCUACUGGAUCGCACUUGGCCUGCAAUACUCGAUCCUGAUUGUCCUAUGGCUCUUUAUGCCAGACUACCCAUCCUCGAACCCGGAAGGGCUGAACUACUUCAAGAUGAUUGGCGGAAUCAUGCUUCUGUACCCAAAGCACGCCGUGCUCGUCCAAGCUGGCCUCGUCAGCUACUGCAUUUCUGCCUGCUUCACGUCAUACUGGACCACACUGACAUUCCUCCUCGCCGACCCGCCGUACGGCUACUCACCCAUCACCAUCGGCCUCUUCGCCCUGAUCGGCAUUGCUGGCAUCGUCAUGGGGCCCGUUUAUGCCAAAUACCUGAUCCAGCCCUUUGCACCAGCCUUCUCGUGCAUCGCAGGCUGCGUGGUCCUCGGCAUCGGCGUCACCCUCGGCACCUACUCCGGAACACACACAGUUGUCGGGCCCAUCAUCCAGGCAUUCGCGCUCGACGCAAGCUUCCAGAUCACGCAGACCGCCAACCGCGCGGCGAUACACCCGAUCGAACCUCGCGGCCGCAACCGCGUUAACACCGCGUUCAUGCUGUUCACAUUUAUGGGCCAAAUGACCGGCACCGCUGCAGGUGCAGAGCUGUAUGAGCGAGGCGGCUGGAUCGCAAGCGGCAGCCUUAGUGUUGGCUUUGUCGCCCUGGCACUGGUAACUGCCAUCACGAGAGGACCAUACGAGCAAGGCUGGAUCGGCUGGGGUGGCGGCUGGGAUCUAAGGAAGCAGAAUCUCGCUGAGGCCACGGGUGGGGCUGGCACGGUGGCGAUGCUGGACGUUGCACCUGGUCCGGUCGCGAUUGAGGACGGUGAUCGUGAUGGAAAUGGUGUGCACACCGUGGAUGUGGACAUGGAGAAACAGGGCGAUGGGCCGAAGCACGAGGUCAAAUGA